CUCGCGUUCAUUUCAUUCCUGCUCUCAUUCCGAGCAUUCUUCGCAUCUCUAUCGGUGCGGCGGAGAUUCACGUUCACAUUCCCGGCCGGCCCCCAAAAAACACAAGAAUAACUUUAAACACAGUUUGCAAAAAAAAAAAAAAAACUAUACAAACCCACACUAGAACAAAAACAAAGGGGCCGAACUUAAAUGUUGAUAUAAAUAAAGAAAGCGGACGUUAAGUUGGCUAUUUCGGAGCGGUGCACAAAUAUAUCGAGGAGAGACUUGUUGCUCGCGCAUCUUUGGCGUUUAUUCUCCAACUUCUGUUCAGAUCUCAGCCGAUUCACCCUAGUCUGCUCCAGGCUUCGGCUUGGAGGUCCCAACCGCCACCAUUGAUCCCAACAGCUGGAGUGGCAGUGAAAGCUCUGCCGAGGAUAUUGAGAGGAUGAGCGACUCAGCCGACAAGCCCAUUGACAAUGACGCUGAGGGGGUGUGGAGCCCUGACAUAGAGCAGAGCUUCCAGGAGGCACUGGCCAUCUACCCGCCCUGUGGACGCCGCAAAAUUAUCCUCUCGGAUGAAGGCAAGAUGUAUGGUCGGAAUGAGUUGAUUGCCAGAUACAUUAAACUCAGAACUGGGAAGACAAGGACACGGAAACAGGUGUCUAGUCACAUACAGGUCUUAGCAAGAAAGAAAGUUCGAGAAAUCCAAGCUGCCAUCAAGGUGUCUAGUCACAUUCAGGUUCUUGCCAGAAGGAAAUCUCGUGAAUUUCAUUCCAAGCUAAAGGUGACAAGCAUGGAUCAGAGCGUGAAGGACAAAGCUCUUCAGAGUAUGGCCUCCAUGUCCUCGGCUCAGAUCGUCUCUGCAACAGCCAUCCACAACAAACUGGGUCUUCCGGGCAUCCCGCGUCCUGCCUUCCCCGGAGCAGCAGGGUUUUGGCAGGGCAUGAUAUCCACGGGCCAGCCUGGAUCCUCACAAGACAUUAAGCCAUUUGCCCAGCAAGCGUACCCUAUCCAGCCAGCUGUCACAACUACAAUCUCAAGUUAUGAGCCCGCGACAGCACCGGCGCCCACAGUUCCCGCCUGGCAGGGCCGAUCUAUUGGCACAUCGAAACUCAGGCUUGUGGAAUUCUCCGCUUUUCUGGAGCACCAGAGAGAUCCAGAUUCUUAUAACAAGCAUCUUUUCGUGCACAUCGGUCAGACAAAUCACUCUUACAACGAUGCCUUGCUCGAGUCGGUGGAUAUUCGUCAGAUUUACGACAAAUUCCCUGAGAAGAAAGGAGGGCUGAAGGAAUUGUUUGGCAAGGGUCCUCAGAAUUCAUUCUUUCUCAUAAAGUUCUGGGCUGACUUAAACUGCAACAUUCAGGAUGAAACCGGGGCCUUCUAUGGAGUGACCAGUCAGUACGAGAGCCCGGAGAACAUGACCAUCACCUGCUCCACAAAAGUUUGCUCGUUUGGAAAACAGGUUGUGGAGAAAGUGGAGACGGAGUACGCUCGCUUUGAGAACGGCCGCUUUGUUUACCGGAUAAGUCGGUCUCCCAUGUGUGAAUACAUGAUCAACUUCAUCCACAAACUCAAACACCUGCCUGAGAAAUACAUGAUGAACAGCGUCCUGGAGAACUUCACCAUCUUAUUGGUGGUAACAAACAGAGACACACAGGAGACCCUGCUGUGCAUGGCCUGUGUGUUCGAAGUGUCAAACAGCGAGCACGGAGCCCAGCAUCACAUCUACAGACUAGUGAAGGAAUGAAGCAGCUCUUUCACACAGACUCUCGACCUCAGUACAGUGGCAGUGCCUCUAGCUCAACACUAACUCAAGAUGAUUUUCACUCACAUUUGGGUGAUGCUUCUAAUGAUAUAUAUAUAUAUAUUUCUUUAUUAAUAUGUGUUUGACGUUUAACUGCAGCUGUGAAUGGCGGUACAGUUGUAUUAAGUUUUAAUACAGGAAAGAAUGUCAAAGAA
Molecule: messenger RNA, 1938 nt
Organism: Rhinichthys klamathensis goyatoka
Lineage: Eukaryota; Metazoa; Chordata; Actinopteri; Cypriniformes; Leuciscidae
Gene: tead1b
Product: TEA domain family member 1b
Exons: 15
Coding region: 425-1726 (433 amino acids)
Biological process (GO): embryonic organ development; regulation of transcription by RNA polymerase II; hippo signaling
Cellular component (GO): transcription regulator complex
Molecular function (GO): RNA polymerase II cis-regulatory region sequence-specific DNA binding; DNA-binding transcription factor activity, RNA polymerase II-specific
Source: RefSeq, a predicted model, not a curated record